AUGAAGGAUGAAGAAGGUGUUGUUUCACAAAGGGGUUUGAUAGCAUUGGCACAGGGCUGCCUAGAACUUGAGUACUUGAUGAAUAAGGUGGGUCCUUUGUUAUUUGGGUUGGUGUUUUGGUGUCUUCCGUUAUCUGGGCCAAUGUCAACGAUGACAAAGACGGGUCUUCUGCUAUCUGGGUGGGUAAAUUCAACGAAGAAGACGGGUCCUUUGGUAUCUGACAUGAAGAAGAAGAAGGGUCUUGUGGUUUCUGAGAUGGAGGGUUGA
Messenger RNA from Prunus armeniaca (apricot), 267 nucleotides. Lineage: Eukaryota; Viridiplantae; Streptophyta; Magnoliopsida; Rosales; Rosaceae. The record is from the annotation of a GenBank genome assembly.